Molecule: messenger RNA, 1666 nt
Organism: Episyrphus balteatus (marmalade hoverfly)
Lineage: Eukaryota; Metazoa; Arthropoda; Insecta; Diptera; Syrphidae
Gene: Pus10
Product: putative tRNA pseudouridine synthase Pus10
Exons: 2
Coding region: 96-1604 (502 amino acids)
Biological process (GO): tRNA pseudouridine synthesis
Molecular function (GO): pseudouridine synthase activity; RNA binding
Source: RefSeq, a predicted model, not a curated record
CUUUGAUUUUGUUUUGAAAUCUUUGGAAAAUUUUCAAACACGCGUUUUCAUUUAUUUUUUUGCAUUUAAAAAAGAAUUAAUUUCAUCAAUUAAAGAUGAAUAAUCAAGAAUUAACCGACUUCCUCAAAGAAUGUGGCGUUUGUCAAAUAUGUCAACUACGUUACUUAAAAGCUAGAGGUUCUGAAUACCAAGACAUGAAAGAAUCUUUCGAAAAAUUAAAUGUUAAAUUAACAAUUCCCGAUGACAACGAAGUAUUGUCAAAGAAAUCACGUCCAAAUCCAUGUUCGACAUGUUUGGGUUUAUUCUCUGAAGAAUUCCAACAAGAAAUCAUUGACAAAAUCACUUGCUGCAAUAUUGAUCAAUUUGAUUGCCAGCAAAUUGGAAUUGCUUUGUCAAUGCCAAUGCUCUUGCAAAUUCGUCAAUUAUCCAUGUGGUUUGCAUUGAUGAAAAAAUUUGGAAGCAAAAUCGACGAAGAACGAUCACCGGAUGUUCCUUUAAAAGAAGCUGCCAAGCUUAUUUUAAACCCAAUUAUAUGCAAAAAGCUUAACAAAACUUACAACAGCGAAGGUAUACUAAUCAAUGUAUUCCUCGAUCAUCCCGAUGAGGAGAACGACGUUGCCAAGUUGUUGAAGGUAAAUGAAUCGGUAUUUUCUAUGAAAAAUGCAAAAGGUAAGAAACAGCUUAUUACUAGAGCUUAUAUGGAAAAAAUGUUUAUUCCCUCGAAACUGUCUGCUGAUACAUUUGCCAAGCAAUUUGAAGUCCCAUGUCCCAUUCCAAAUUCGUAUUUAAUCCUUAAAGAAGUAACAUUGGCGGGUCCUUGUGUGUUUGUAGCUGGAAGAUACAGAAAGUUGUCACGGAAGCUAUCCCAUUCCCCUUGGGUGCUCCAAGGCAAACGUGUCAUGGAAGAUAGUAUCCAAGAAAUCAUUAUACGAAAUAUCGCUAAACACUUUGGAGUGGAAGAGGGUAAAAUAAUCUUCUCUUCAAGUGGUCGAGAAGAUGUCGAUGUUCGGUGUCUGGGACAAGGUCGUCCUUUUGUCUUGGAAAUACCGAAUUCCAAGAGAAUGACAUUGCCAAAAACCUUAGCUCAUGACAUCGAAUUGGAAAUUGAAAAAUCUGCAAGUAUUUCUGUAAAGAACUUGCAAAUGGUUUUGCGUGACGAUUUGGUUCACAUCAAAACUGGCGAAGAGAAAAAGAAAAAAUUCUAUAGAGCAAUGUGUGUUAUCGAACAACCAAUUACUGUGGAAGUACUUAAAAAACUAGAUUUACCUAAUGGAUUUGAUAUUGAACAGAUAACACCGAUUAGAGUGUUACAUCGUCGACCGUUGCUUUCAAGACCAAGGACAAUAUACAGUACAAAAGCAUGGGUGGAUGAACAAAAUCCAAAGAUUUUAAUUAUAGAUAUAAUUAGUCAAGCGGGAACUUACAUUAAAGAGUUGGUGCAUGGAGAUUUUGGCAGGACUAGUCCAAGUUUUGCAUCGAUUAUUGGACAACCAAUUGAUAUAAUUGCCUUGGAUGUGGUGGGAAUUGAUUUGGAUUGGCCAGCGAAUGUUGACAAUAGUAAAUUGGACGAGAAUGAAGUGAAUGGAAAUGGUUUGGCUUCAUGAUAGUACUUUUAUGUCAUUAAUAUUUUGUGUAGAAAUAAAGAUGACUGUAAAAGUGCAUUAAA